Closterium sp. Naga37s-1 is the source of this 1419-nucleotide messenger RNA. The record is from the annotation of a GenBank genome assembly. Lineage: Eukaryota; Viridiplantae; Streptophyta; Zygnematophyceae; Desmidiales; Closteriaceae.
AUGAAAGCCGUCGCAUUACGUCGCUCGCCGAUGUCGCCAUUCCUCCUGGUCGCCGCCGUCGCGCUCCUUGCGACGUCGCUCGCUCAGACCGUCACCGACGCAGCGAGCGACAGGUGCGCGCGCCAUGAGGGAGGAAGCGGUAGGCGGCGGCAGGGGGAUGGGGAGGGCGAGACACGGGAGGACGCGGGGAGAGAGGGGAUUGGGAGAGUGGGGAGGAGGGGGAGGAGGGAUGAUAUGGUUGGGAAGGAAAUGAGAAGGAAACAGAUUCGGGUGACAAACCUUGAAGUGAAUAGAGCGGCGCACCCAGCCACAACCCCCUUCUCCCUCACCUUCCCCCCACCUUCUCCCCAACUUUCCUUUCCACCUUCCCUUCCACCCUUCCCCCCCCCCCCCAGCCCACCCGGCCAGCCCAUAACACUCGCCGGUGGUAACCACCUCUUCACCGGCGCCUGCGGCACGCGCUUCUCCUUCCCCGGGCGGCGGGAGGGGUCGUUUUGCGUGCUGUCUGCCGCCCGGCUGCAUGUGAACGCGCGGCUGCGCGGGUAUGAGGCAAUACGGCCGCCCCUGGCUGGGCUGGGGCCGGACGGCGGCAUGGGCAUGAGCAGAACGUGGAUCAAGGAACUGGGCGUGCUGUGGGCCGUGCCCAACCCCAAGGACCCUCGUCGCCCCACAGUGCAUCGCCUGCACCUUGUGGCGCGCAGCGGCAAGCUGCACCCCAAGCGCCGCCAGUCUGCCCCUCCUGCUGCCAGUAAGGGCAAGAAAGGCAGCGACGCCGCUGUGAACGGCACAGCGGAGCCGUUUCUGCUGCGCGUGGCGUAUAACAACAAGCAGCUGACUGUGCCGUUUGUGAUGGGGGAGGUGGUGGAGGGCGGGGGAGGGAGUGUGCUGGCGACAAACGGCAGUGGGUAUAGUGCGGGGGUGAGCAGUAGUAGUGGGUGGAUGGCUGAUGUGGGGGGGAGGGUGGAGGAUGGGAGAGGGAUCGGCAGCUGCGACGGCAAUGGGGAUAGGGAUGGGUGCAGUGGGUUUACUCUGCGGUUGGAGGAGGUGGAGAAAUUCGGGCAGUUUGCUGUGGAGCGGUACGAGCUGGCGGUUGCUGACGUGGCGAGGAUGAUCAUACGCGCACGCGUGGCACACCCGAUGCUACAGACGCCAACAGACUCGCAGGCACAUUUCAGCGUUGAGUUUCUAUUGGUGGAGGCUAGUCCAGGCAUGCAUGGGGUGCUGGGGCAAACUUACCAGCAGACGCCAGAGCGAGCGGCAAAGGUGGCAGAGGUGGUUGAGAGAGCGAGGCGGACUGGGCUUCCGGUGAUGACUGAUGAGGAGGCUGGGAAGGGGUUUUUGGAUGGGGAGGUGGGGGAUUAUGAGUCGAGCCACAUUGGGGCGCCCAAUUGUAAAUUCACGCGGUUCGGCAAGAAGUGA